Molecule: messenger RNA, 3093 nt
Organism: Odobenus rosmarus divergens (Pacific walrus)
Lineage: Eukaryota; Metazoa; Chordata; Mammalia; Carnivora; Odobenidae
Gene: SLC12A3
Product: solute carrier family 12 (sodium/chloride transporters), member 3
Exons: 26
Coding region: 1-3093 (1030 amino acids)
Biological process (GO): sodium ion homeostasis; potassium ion homeostasis; chloride transmembrane transport
Cellular component (GO): membrane
Molecular function (GO): sodium:potassium:chloride symporter activity
Source: RefSeq, a predicted model, not a curated record
AUGGCGGAGCUGCCGGCGUCAGAGAUGCCAGGGGACCCCGCGCUGUGCAGCGGGCGCUUCACCAUCAGCACGCUGCUGGGGGGCGAGGAGCCCCCACCGCCCACUGCCUACGACAGCAGUCACCUGAGCCACGGCAGCACCUUCUACAUGCGCACCUUCGGCUACAACACUGUCGACGUCGUGCCAGCCUAUGAGCACUAUGCCAACAGCGCCCUGCCCGGGGAGCCCCGAAAGGUCCGGCCCACGCUGGCUGAUCUGCAUUCCUUCCUCAAGGAAGGCAGCCACCUGCAUGCCCUGGCCUUUGACAGCCGGCCCAGCCAUGAAAUGACCGACGGGCUGGUGGAAGAUGAGCCAGGCACCAACAGUGAGAAGAACCCCGGGGAGCCUGUGCGCUUUGGCUGGGUCAAGGGGGUGAUGAUCCGUUGCAUGCUCAAUAUCUGGGGCGUGAUCCUCUACCUACGGCUCCCCUGGAUUACAGGCCAGGCAGGCAUUGUCCUGACCUGGAUCAUCAUCCUACUCUCGGUCACCGUGACCUCCAUCACCGGCCUCUCCAUCUCGGCCAUCUCCACCAACGGCAAGGUCAAGUCAGGUGGCACCUACUUCCUCAUCUCCCGGAGUCUUGGCCCAGAGCUAGGGGGCUCCAUUGGCCUCAUUUUUGCUUUUGCCAACGCCGUGGGUGUGGCCAUGCAUACCGUGGGCUUCGCAGAGACCGUGCGGGACCUGCUCCAGGAGAAUGGCACACCCAUCGUGGACCCCAUCAAUGACAUCCGCAUCAUCGGCGUGGUCACCGUCACUGUGCUGCUGGCCGUCUCCCUGGCUGGCAUGGAGUGGGAGGCCAAGGCCCAGGUGCUCUUCUUCCUUGUCAUCAUGGUUUCCUUUGCCAACUACCUGGUGGGGACGCUGAUUCCCCCAUCUGAGGACAAGGCCUCCAAAGGCUUCUUCAGCUACCGGGCGGACAUUUUUGUCCAGAACUUGGUGCCCGACUGGCGGGGCGUGGAUGGCAGCUUCUUCGGGAUGUUCUCCAUCUUCUUCCCCUCGGCCACAGGCAUCCUGGCAGGGGCCAACAUCUCCGGGGACCUCAAGGACCCCGCUGUAGCCAUCCCCAAGGGAACGCUCAUGGCCAUUUUCUGGACCACUGUCUCCUACCUGGCCAUCUCGGCCACCAUUGGCUCCUGCGUGGUUCGCGAUGCCUCCGGGGCCCUGAAUGACACAGUGACCCCCGGCUCAAGCACCUGCGAGGGGCUGGCCUGUGGCUACGGCUGGAACUUCACCGAGUGUGCCCACCAGCGCAGCUGCCGCUAUGGCCUCAUCAACUACUACCAGACCAUGAGCAUGGUGUCCGGCUUUGCGCCCCUGAUCACGGCUGGCAUUUUUGGGGCCACCCUCUCCUCUGCCCUGGCCUGCCUCGUCUCUGCUGCCAAAGUCUUCCAGUGCCUGUGUGAGGACCAGCUGUACCCACUGAUCGGCUUCUUUGGGAAGGGCUACGGCAAGAACAAGGAGCCAGUGCGUGGCUACCUGCUGGCCUAUGCCAUCGCCGUGGCCUUCAUCAUCAUCGCUGAGCUCAACACCAUUGCCCCCAUCAUCUCCAAUUUCUUCCUGUGCUCCUACGCCCUCAUCAACUUCAGCUGUUUCCACGCCUCCAUCACCAACUCACCUGGGUGGAGACCCUCGUUCCAAUACUACAGCAAGUGGGCGGCGCUGUUUGGGGCGGUCAUCUCUGUGGUCAUCAUGUUCCUCCUCACCUGGUGGGCAGCCCUCAUCGCCAUCGGCGUCGUCCUCUUCCUCCUGCUCUAUGUGAUCUACAAAAAGCCAGAGGUGAACUGGGGCUCCUCGGUACAGGCCGGCUCCUACAACCUGGCCCUGAGCUACUCGGUGGGCCUCAACGAGGUAGAGGACCACAUCAAGAACUACCGCCCCCAGUGCCUAGUUCUUACGGGUCCCCCCAACUUCCGCCCAGCCCUGGUGGACUUUGUGGGCACCUUCACCCGGAACCUCAGCCUGAUGGUCUGUGGCCACGUGCUCAUCGGACCCCGCAAACAGAGGAUGCCUGAGCUACGGCUCAGCGCCAAUGGGCACACCAAGUGGCUGAACAAGAGGAAGAUCAAGGCCUUCUACUCGGAUGUCAUUGCCGAGGACCUCCGCAGUGGUGUUCAGAUUCUCAUGCAGGCCACAGGUCUCGGGAGAAUGAAGCCCAACAUUCUGGUGGUUGGGUUCAAGAAGAACUGGCAAUCUGCUCCCCCAGCCACAGUGGAAGGCUACGUUGGCAUCCUGCAUGAUGCUUUUGAUUUCAACUAUGGUGUGUGUGUCAUGAGGAUGCGUGAGGGGCUCAACGUCUCAGAGGUGAUGCAGGCACACAUUAACCCGGUGUUUGACCCGGUGUUUGACCCAGCGGAGGAUGGCAAAGAAGCCAGCACCAGCAGGGCCAGGCCGUCUGUCUCAGGCACACUGGACCCUGAGGCCCUAGUGCGGGAGGAGCAGGCCAGCACCAUCUUCCAGUCUGAGCAGGGCAAGAAGAGCAUUGACAUCUACUGGCUCUUUGAUGACGGAGGCCUCACCCUCCUCAUCCCCUAUCUUCUUGGCCGCAAGAAGAGAUGGAGCAAAUGCAGGAUCCGCGUGUUCGUGGGGGGCCAGAUCAACAGGAUGGACCAGGAGAGAAAGGCGAUCAUUUCCCUGUUGAGCAAGUUCCGACUGGGAUUCCACGAAGUUCACGUCCUUCCUGACAUCAACCAGAAGCCGCGGGCUGAGCACACCAAGCGGUUUGAGGACAUGAUUGCACCCUUCCGCCUGAAUGAUGGCUUCAAGGACGAAACCACUGUCACAGAGAUGAGGCGGGACUGCCCCUGGAAGAUCUCAGACGAGGAGAUUAACAAGAACAGAGUCAAGUCCCUCCGGCAGGUGAGGCUGAAUGAGAUUCUGCAGGAUUCCUCCCGGGACGCCGCUCUGGUGGUCAUUACCUUGCCUAUAGGGAGAAAGGGGAAGUGCCCGAGCUCGCUGUACAUGGCCUGGUUGGAGACGCUGUCCCAGGACCUCCGACCUCCGGUCAUCCUGAUCCGAGGGAACCAGGAGAACGUGCUCACCUUUUACUGCCAGUAA